Sorex fumeus (smoky shrew) is the source of this 4142-nucleotide messenger RNA. It is a transcript of the gene JAG2, whose product is annotated as jagged canonical Notch ligand 2. The coding region runs from base 25 to 3699 and encodes 1224 amino acids. The transcript is spliced from 26 exons. Gene Ontology annotation, biological process: Notch signaling pathway; cell communication; heterophilic cell-cell adhesion. Gene Ontology annotation, cellular component: plasma membrane; protein-containing complex. NCBI's taxonomy places the organism in Eukaryota, Metazoa, Chordata, Mammalia, Eulipotyphla, Soricidae. The record is from RefSeq and is a predicted model, not a curated record. Gene Ontology annotation, molecular function: Notch binding; calcium ion binding.
CGGCGGCGGCGGGCGCGCGGGGCGAUGCGGGCGCGGGGCCGGGGGCGCCUGCCCCGGCGGCUGCUGCUGCUGCUGGCGCUCUGCGUGCAGGCGGCGCGGCCCCUGGGCUAUUUCGAGCUGCAGCUGAGCGCGCUGCGGAACGCCAACGGGGAGCUGCUGAGCGGCGCCUGCUGCGACGGCGACGGCCGCACGACGCGCGCGGGGGGCUGCGGCCGCGACGAGUGCGACACGUACGUGCGCGUGUGCCUGAAGGAGUACCAGACCAAGGUGACGCCCACGGGGCCCUGCAGCUACGGCCACGGCGCCACGCCCGUGCUGGGCGGCAACACCAUCUACCUGCGGCCGGACGGCGCGGCGGGCGAGCGGGCGCGCGCGCGGGCCCGGCCGGGCGGCGCCCCGGACCCGGGCCUCGUCGUCAUCCCCUUCCAGUUCGCCUGGCCGCGCUCCUUCACGCUCAUCGUGGAGGCCUGGGACUGGGACAACAGCAGCACGCCCGACGAGGAGCGGCUCAUCGAGCGCGUGUCCCACGCGGGCAUGAUCAACCCCGAGGACCGCUGGAAGAGCCUCCGCUUCAGCGGCCACGUGGCGCACCUGGAGCUCAGCAUCCGCGUGCGCUGCGGCGAGAACUACUACAGCGCCGCCUGCAACAAGUUCUGCCGGCCGCGCCACGACUUCUUCGGCCACUACACCUGCGACCAGUACGGGAACAAGGCCUGCCUGGACGGCUGGAUGGGCAAGGAGUGCGAGCAUGCUGUGUGCAAGCAGGGCUGCAGCCUGCUCCACGGGAGCUGCGCCGUGCCCGGGGAGUGCAGGUGCAGCUACGGCUGGCAGGGGCGGCUCUGUGACGAGUGUGUCCCGUACCCUGGCUGCGUGCACGGCAGCUGCGUGGAGCCUUGGCAGUGCAACUGUGAGACCAACUGGGGCGGCCUGCUCUGCAACAAAGACCUGAAUUACUGUGGGAACCAUCGCCCCUGCAUCAACGGGGGCACGUGCAUCAACGCCGAGCCCGACCAGUACCGCUGCGCGUGCCCUGAUGGCUACUCGGGCAAGAACUGUGAGCGUGCUGAGCAUGCCUGUGCCUCCAACCCCUGUGCCAACGGCGGCUCCUGCCACGAGGUGCCCUCGGGCUUCGAGUGCCACUGCCCGUCGGGCUGGAGCGGACCCACCUGCGCGCUCGAUAUCGACGAGUGCGCCUCCAACCCGUGCGCCGCGGGGGGCACCUGCGUGGACCAGGUGGACGGCUUCGAGUGCCUGUGCCCGGAGCAGUGGGCCGGGAGCACCUGCCAGCUGGACGCCAAUGAGUGUGAAGGGCGGCCGUGCCUUAAUGCUUUUUCUUGCAAAAACCUGAUUGGUGGCUAUUACUGUGAUUGCCUCCCGGGCUGGAAGGGCGCCAACUGCCAUAUCAACAUCGACGACUGUCGCGGGCAGUGCCAGCACGGCGGGACCUGCAAGGACCUGGUGGACGGCUACCAGUGUGCGUGUCCGCGGGGCUUCGGUGGCCGGCACUGUGAGCUGGAGGUGGACCCGUGUGCCAGCAGCCCCUGCCUCGCCGGGGGCCUCUGCGAGGGCGUGGCGGGGGGCUUCCGCUGCCACUGCCCCAAGGGCUUCUCGGGGCUGCUCUGUGAGGUGGACAUCGACUUCUGCGAUCCCAGCCCCUGCCAGAACGGCGCGCACUGCUACGACCUGGAGAGCGACUACUACUGCGCGUGCCCCGAGCACGUGGGCGGCAAGAACUGCUCGGUGCCCCGCGAGCCGUGCCCGGGCGGGGCCUGUGAAGUGAUCGACAGCUGCAGCUUCCAGGCGGGGCCCCGAGGGGCCGGCGCUCUGCCCUCUGGCUUGUGCGGCCCUCACGGACGCUGUGUCAGCCUUCCCAGGGGCAACUUCUCGUGCAUCUGCGACAGUGGCUUCACGGGCACGUACUGCCAUGAGAACAUUGACGACUGCCUGGGCCAGCCUUGUCGAAACGGCGGGACGUGCAUCGACGAGGUGGACGCCUUCCGGUGCUUCUGCCCCAGCGGCUGGGAGGGCGAGCUGUGUGACACCAAUCCCAACGACUGCCUCCCUGAUCCCUGCCACAGCCGCGGCCGCUGCUACGACCUCGUCAACGACUUCUACUGUGCCUGCUCCGAGGGCUGGAAGGGCAAGACCUGCCACUCCCGUGAAUUCCAGUGCGACGCCUACACCUGCGCCAAUGGCGGCACCUGCUAUGACAGCGGUGACACCUUCCGUUGUGCCUGCACCCCUGGCUGGGAGGGCAGCACAUGCAGUGUGGCCCAGAACAGCAGCUGCCUGCCUGACCCGUGUGAGAAUGGGGGCACGUGUGUGGGCAGCGGCGAUUCCUUCUCCUGCAUCUGCCGAGACGGCUGGGAGGGCCGUACCUGCACGCACAACACCAAUGACUGCAGCCCCCUGCCUUGCUACAACGGCGGCGUCUGCGUGGACGGCGUGAACUGGUUCCGCUGCGAGUGUGCGGCCGGCUUCGCGGGUCCCGACUGCCGCAUCAACAUCGACGAGUGCCUGUCCUCGCCCUGUGCUUAUGGGGCCACCUGCGUGGACGAGAUCAACGGCUAUCGCUGCAGCUGCCCGCCGGGACGCUCAGGCCCACGGUGCCAGGACGUGGUGGUGUUCGGGAGGUCUUGCUGGUCACAGGGCGUGCCCUUCCCUCACGGGAGCGCCUGGCUGGAGGACUGUAACAGCUGCCGCUGCCUGGACGGCCGCCGGGACUGCAGCAAGGUGUGGUGUGGCCGGAAGCCUUGCCUGCUGGCCGGGCGGCCCGACGCCCUCAGUGCCCAGUGCCCUCCCGGGCAGCAGUGCCUGCAGAGGGCGCCGGGCCAGUGCCUGCAGCCGCCCUGCGCGGCCUGGGGCGAGUGCGGGGCGCAGGAGCCCCUGCUGCCCCGCACCCCGUGUCUGCCGCGCUCCGGCCACCUGGACAACAACUGUGCCCGCCUGACGCUGCGCUUCGACCACAGCCAGGUGCCCCAGGGCACCACUGUGGGCGCCAUCUGCUCGGGCAUCCGGGCUCUGCCCGCGGCCAGGGCCGUGGCCCGGGACCGCCUGCUCGUGCUGCUCUGUGACAGGCCGGCGUCGGGGGCCAGCGCCGUGGAGGUGGCCAUGUCCUUCAGCCCAGCGUGGGACCUGCCGGACAGCAGCCUCAUCCAGAGCGCAGCGCACGCCAUCGUGGCCGCCGUCACGCAGCGCGGGAACAGCUCCGUGCUGCUGGCCGUCACCGAGGUCAAGGUGGAGACGGUGGUGAUGGGCGGCUCGUCCAGGGUGCUGGUGCCCGCGCUGUGUGGCGUGUUCAGUGUGCUGUGCCUGGCGUGCGUGGCCGUCUGCGUGUGGUGGACCCGCAAGCGCAGGAAAGAGCGGGAGAGGAGGCGGCUGGCCCCCGAGGACGGCGCCAACAACCAGUGGGCCCCACUGAACCCCAUCCGCAACCCCAUCGGGCCGGGCAGCUCCUCCGGUGCAGGCGCCCGCAAGGCCGUGCUGUACCCCUGCAAGAGCUUCCCACCAGCGCCGCACCGGGCAGGCCCCGCAGAGGACGAGGACGACGAUUCCGGCCGGGGGCCGGCCUGCCCGGAGGUGGAGAAGUUCCUCCCGCACAAAUGCACCAAAGAGCCCGGCUGCUCGCCUGGGAGAACCGCCCGCUGGGCCCCGGGCCCCAAAGUGGACAACCGUGCGGUCAGGAGCGGCCGCGAGUAGGAUGGGGGCAGGACUCUGGCCGGGGGGCGCCCGGCACCCCCGGCCCCCGGGAGGCCGAGGUCGUGUGCAAAGUUUCUUUAUUUUGUGUAAAAAACACCAAAAACAAAAAACAAAUGUUUAUUUUCUACGUUUCUUUUACCUUGUAUAAAUUAUUUGAUAACUGUCAGCGGAAAACAACGGAGUAUUCUCGGAUAGUUGCUAUUUUUGUAAAGCUUCUGCGUGUCGCGCUGUGGCUGCAGGCGGCAGGGGCCGCCUCGCAGCCCGGGGCAGACGCUCUUCCCAGAGGCUGUGCACUGUUUACAGAAUCUUCCUUUGAUUCCUCACCUGGGGGUCUCUCGACUCCAGGCCAAAGAGCCAGUGGGCCCGGGCGGAAGUGUGGCCCGUGGCAGACUGUGACCCGUGGCAGACGGUGGCCGUGGCCCAGCGAGGCCCGUGGCAGAUGG